AUGAAAAUCGUUGCGCUUCUAUUUUUCUUCGCAAUUAUUUUUGCUCUGCCACACACUGCCACCACUGCGGAGCCCAGCAACCCGCGUGAACACUAUGCCAACCUUGCCACCACUGCCUUCCCUUUGGAUUCGGAUGCUUUACUUGUCAGAAAUACUCUCAUCGAUUAUUGGCACCAACUCGAAAAAGAACUCGAACCAGACAAUAGACUUCAAUAUAUAUUUAUAUAUGUGGAAUAUUCUGACACUUUCAAAAUAUACAAGGAUCAUUCAAAAGAAUCAAAUCGCACAGUCGUCCAUUUGAUAGUUCAUGAUGACGAUUACGAUAAAUUGAAACGUUUGUGCAACGAUAGCCGGGAACUAAUUACUCAUGAUAUUGAAACACCAAUUCGUCAUCCUCAUCUUACUAUCAACUGUGAAUCGGUUGAGAAGAAAGCUUCAGAAUGUCCAGAAUGUGCUGAAUGUCCAGAAUGUUGUUCAGUACUUUUAUAUGUUUGCGCAAUUCCUCUAAUCAGUUUCGUAUUUUUAUGGUGAGAGCUUCUUGCUAAAUUGAAAAAAUCUCAAUAAUUUCAUUUCCAGGGUACUCAAUCGGAAAAUCGGUUUCAUCGAUAAAUGUCGAAACAGGAGAAAUCCUGUUCUAAAUGAAGAACACGAAGAGAGACAACCUGAUAUUGAAUUAGAACCUUUGCAGUAG
Molecule: messenger RNA, 691 nt
Organism: Caenorhabditis angaria
Lineage: Eukaryota; Metazoa; Nematoda; Chromadorea; Rhabditida; Rhabditidae
Source: the annotation of a GenBank genome assembly